This is a messenger RNA of Lytechinus variegatus (green sea urchin), 2464 nucleotides long. RefSeq names its product orexin receptor type 2-like. The record is from RefSeq and is a predicted model, not a curated record. Bases 1122 to 2444 code for a protein of 440 amino acids. Gene Ontology annotation, molecular function: orexin receptor activity. The transcript is spliced from 11 exons. Lineage: Eukaryota; Metazoa; Echinodermata; Echinoidea; Temnopleuroida; Toxopneustidae. Gene Ontology annotation, cellular component: membrane. Gene Ontology annotation, biological process: feeding behavior; G protein-coupled receptor signaling pathway.
AAUAUAGACUUUUUCUCACCAUUUCAUCACGCUUCUUCAUUUCUCUAAUUGAAUCUUCAAUAAUGCUUUGGUAGACGAUUGUAUUCUUACAACCGUCUAAACAAAUUCUAUCGACAAAAGCUUUGUGUUAUCAGGUGGAGAAGUGGAAGAUUAAACAAUAUUAAAUGGACAGUGGAUCAUUAAGCGGCGAUUCACAUUUCUUUUUAUUACUGUUGACUUUAUAUCACAAUGACAAUUAGCUUCUAGAUAUCACACCUUGGGUAUUUGCGUUUCCCGGUUGAUAAUUGAGUGUAUAGUUAUAGAGAGUGUAUGGGAUAAGUUUCGGGACCGCAAAUCUCCCAGGUUCUUCACGCGAAUCUCCGCACCUCUGUACCCUUCCCUUCGAAGCUGACGCAUCGUUUGUGCAUACGCUGAAUUAAGAGCGUGUCUCGGCGCUUCUUAAUUUCUCCCCCGAUUCUGUUUCGCGUGUACACCCGACAACCGGUUAAGUCCGGGCGAUCUCGUUAAUCAAAAUUGAAGCUCAGACGGUUUUUGGCGGUAAGCUCUUCACGCCACGCGGACUUAUUUGCUCGUGAAAAGCAAACAUGAGAACAUGAAAGCCUGACACGGGAUGAUGCGAUAGCCGUGUUUUAUCUUCAUCAAGUUCGUGUAUCGAAGAAAAACAACAAACAACCUUCGAUCACCUUGCCAUUGGAAUGUCCGCAACCUACGUACACGUUGAAAGACGAGUCCAUGUGCAAGUCUUUUUUCUCUAUUAAGGUCCCCCUGGUAGAGCAAUUUCCUAACUGAGCUGACUACCCUGGUGGACAUCGUAACAGAGAGGACGGUUCGUGGAAUAGAUACCGUCGCUAUCGCACAUCGAAUUCGAAGUGCGCAGAGAGGACGGUUCGUGGUGCAUGCGACGAGUUUUAUGCAACGGGCCCCAGGUGCGAAGACAAAUAUUGAAGGAGUUUUGGAUCAGAAUUAAAACGCGUUGAUGAUGGUAUUCUCUAGCAUGUGACCCGUACCCUGAAGAUCACUCGACUCAAAGACGCCAAGGGGAAUAUCAUUACAAAUCAUCGUUACACCGUUACCAACUUUCCAUUGAAACGCAUAGCCCGCCCUCUACGGCAACCCAUUGAAUGUAUGUCACCAUGGAGCCCGUGAGCCCCGCGAACCUGUACGAUGAUUACUCCUUCUCAUUCGGCAACGACUCAUACUUUUAUGACCUUAUCUUUGAGAUGGUCUAUCCCAGAACGCACGAAUGGGUCAUUCUGGGGUUCUUCUUGCUCCUGCUCCUCAUGGCGCUUGGCGGGAAUUUCUUGGUAGUUUAUGCCGUACUGAGGAACGAGCACAUGCGUUCGGUUACCAAUUACUACAUCAUGAACCUGAGUGUUGCCGAUAUCCUGGUGUCUUUGAUCUGUUUCGGACCGACUGCAGUUGGUGACGUUACGGAAACCUGGUGGCUUGGAGCUACAGCUUGCAAACUAAUACCCUACUUUCAGCACGUGACAGAAUGUGUAUCGAUCUAUACUUUGACUGCGAUCGCUGCUGACCGGUACCUUGCCAUCUGCCACCCGCUGAAAUUUCGUAUCCGGGCUUCACGAACGAUUUUCAUUAUAAUCGCCGUUUGGAUUUGGUCUUUUGUUGCCGUUUUACCACAGGCAAUUUUCUCAGAGUUGGAGUAUGACGAGCACACGCCCUCUAUAAACAGACCUGUCUGGUUGGCCAAGUGUUACGAGACUGGAUGGCACAAUUCGUUAUGGCAGAAGGUAUAUUACGUGAGCAUCGUUCUUUUGACCUACAUCCUACCGCUGUGUGUGAUUGUAGUCACAUACUCAAUGGUCUGUAUUCGGCUAUGGUCGGCAAUCCCCACCGAGGAGACGAGCCGGAAGAAACCGACGGACUCGAACAACGAAUCGCGCCAUCAAAACAGCGGGAAAUCCAACCAUACCGGUAAUGGUGCGAUCCGAGGGGGCAGUCGUUCCCGGUCUGGACCGGUUAAAACCAGUACGGAGACACAGGUGGAGUCCAGAAGGAAAGUAGCCCGGAUGCUCAUCAUCGUAGCUUUCAUAUUUUUCAUCUGUUAUCUGCCAAUCAACGUCUUAAAUACUCUCAGAUACAUGCAAGUAUUUUCUAAGAACCUCAAACCGAAUCCCGGGGACCGAAUCAAGAUCACCCUUCCUUUCACGGUCGCUCAUUUUCUAGUGUAUAUCAACAGCACAGUCAAUCCCAUCAUCUAUAACUUCUUAAGUGCUAAAUUCCGACGAGAAUUUCGAACCGCCUUCGCAAGCUGUCCAUGCUGCCCUCAACGUCCUAAUGACACAACUGCUAUCACGAGUACGGCAAGUCGACGCACCCAACGGCCGAACCCAACGGGGCGAACGAACAGCACCGAAUACAUGCAAAUGUCAAGGGUUAAUACGAAAACAGAUCCAAGUCAAGGUCUUCUGACCUCAGACUGACAUUAAUCUGUGUGAUGAUA